AUGGCCAAUGUGGUAGCAAUGCCCGAAAAGUGGCAAUUAGCUUCAUGGAUGAAGAAGGAUGAGCGAUACAACCGGAUACCUAAAGACUGGCUCCUGAAGGACUUACCAUCUUCUAAUGUGACGACUUAUCUCGACAUACCUCGCAAAAGCAAGCUGUUGAAUGCGGAAGAGCUGAAAAUAACGGAGGAAUAUGAUGCCACAUCGCUGGCUGAAGCAAUCAGGAGGAAGGAGUUGAAGUGCGUGGAUGUUACGAGGGCUUUUUGUAAGAGAGCUGCAAUUGCGCAACAACUCACGAAUUGCCUGACGGAGAUUCUAUUCGAUGAUGCUUUAGCGCGUGCUGCAGCGCUUGAUGAUCAUCUCGCUGCCGGAAAACCUCCUUUGGGUCCACUUCACGGCGUUCCCGUGUCCCUGAAAGACACGUUUAAGAUCAAGGGAUAUGAUGCCUCCAUCGGUAUCGCAGCCCUGGUUUACAACCCUGCUAAAGAGAACUCCAUCUUGGUCGACAUCUUGCUAAAUGCUGGCGCCGUGCUGUAUUGCAAAACCAACAUCCCGCAAACCCUUAUGGCGCUGGAUACACACAACAACGUCUUCGGUCGAACCAUAAAUCCCUUGAAUACCCUUGUCACUGCUGGCGGGAGCAGCGGCGGUGAGGGCGCCCUUCUCGCAAUGAGAGGCUCAAUUCUUGGCGUUGGUACGGAUGUCGGUGGAUCCAUCCGCAUUCCAGCGAUGUGCAACGGAACGUUUAGUAUCAAGCCUAGUUGGCAGCGUAUCCCAUAUGCAGGACAAGAAGGCGGUACUCCUCCAGCAGCCUCGAAAAUGGGCAUACCUGCGAGUGCAGGACCCUUAGCUCAUUCAAUGCGGGACAUCGAAUUGUUCUUCCGCGUGGUCUCAGAACAGAAGCCGUGGGAAUUGGAUCCAGAUGUUAUACCUUCUCCAUGGAAUACGGUGCAGUCUUCGCUGGGCAGAAAACUAAGGAUAGGUGUUGUUAAAAGAGACGGCGUGAUUGACCCCCAUCCUCCAAUCCUGCGGCAGUUAGAUGAGGUAGCUGGCAAGAUGAAGGCCGGAGGAAUCGAGGUCGUCGAAAUGGACAUCACGCAUCUAUUCUCCCAAUGCCAGUCCCUCGCCAACGCGCUCUUUAGUGUCGAAGGAGGCAACGCAAUGUUUGAUAUUCUCGAAUCGACGAAGGAGCCGCUUUCCCCUUGGCUGAAAACUCGCAUGCGUCGCAAAGCUCCUCUAUCUCUUGAAGAGGUCAGGGAACUCCAUGCUAAAAGAACAGAGUUACGGAAGCAAUUCCUCAAGAUAUGGAGAGAUGCAAGUGGCAAAGAGAUUGACGCCUUCAUUUGCCCUGUUGCACCGCACCCAGUACCACCAAUCGAUAGAUGGAAUGCUGUGAGCUACACUAGUUCCUUCGUGCUGUUAGAUUAUCCCGCCGGUACGCUGCCAGUGCGAAUGUUCGAGAGUAAGGAUAUGGAAGGCGAAAUGCCAGAGUCAAAGCCCUUGGGAAGCUGGGAUGAGGCGAAUAGAGAGCUAUGGACGGACUUCGACCGCUCGGUCUAUAUUGGCACUCCGCUUUGCGUUCAAGUCGUAGCUCCAAUGCUGGAAGAAAUGAGGUUGUGCGAGGCCAUGGCUGCGAUUGAUAAAGCACUGAGGGGCGAUAAGACACUUUCCGCGAAACUGUAGUAUUAAUGGUACCCCUCCUCCGAACCAUGAAAGGAUGCGAGUAUUCCUUCCCCCAUCAUCGCCAAGAGAGCGAGGCCCAAAUCAAUACAUAUGUCACAAUGUACAUGCUUCUCUGUUCAGCCCCCAAGUACGAUAUACCACUCCUUCCUACCAGUAGCUAAGGAGCAAAGUCACAAUAAACAUGCCACUCCCAAAA
Lindgomyces ingoldianus is the source of this 1876-nucleotide messenger RNA. RefSeq names its product amidase. Lineage: Eukaryota; Fungi; Ascomycota; Dothideomycetes; Pleosporales; Lindgomycetaceae. The transcript is spliced from 4 exons. Bases 1 to 1680 code for a protein of 559 amino acids. The record is from RefSeq and is a predicted model, not a curated record.